Blumeria graminis f. sp. triticale is the source of this 930-nucleotide messenger RNA. NCBI's taxonomy places the organism in Eukaryota, Fungi, Ascomycota, Leotiomycetes, Helotiales, Erysiphaceae. The record is from the annotation of a GenBank genome assembly.
AUGUCGAGUCUUCUUGCUCAGCUUGGCCUCGGCCUCGUCAUCUACGUGGUUCUUACACUCUUUCUCUAUACGCUCUCGCUCCUCAUCCCAGUCGCUGGCUUCGGGGCGCGCCUGCUCGCAGCGUAUGCCUCUCUCUUAGUAUGCGCCUCGGCCGGUGUGGUUUCCUCCGCCUGCCUUCACAUUGUCGGUUACCCGCGCAUCUCGCAGUGGUUCGUCGCGCGCUGCUUUAAGCAUCUUAUGCGGUACACGACAGGCCUGACCUUUAUCGUCGAUGAUCCGCAAGACUACCUGAAUCAGACACGGCCAGCCAUAUUCAUCGGUAACCACCAGACGGAGCUUGACGUACUGAUGCUCGCCUGCAUCUUUCCCAAGUGGUGCUCGGUGACGGCGAAGCGCUCGCUUCUCAAGGUUCCUUUCCUCGGCUGGUUCAUGCGUCUCUCCGGCACCGUCUUCAUAGAUCGCACCAACCCACUUAAUGCGCGUCAGGCCAUGGCCGGCGCCGCCACGGAGAUCCAGCGCCAUCGUCAGAGUGUCUACAUGUUCCCCGAGGGCACGCGGAGCUAUGCCCGCGAUCCCAUCCUCUUGCCAUUCAAGAAGGGCGCCUUCCAUCUCGCUGUCCAGGCCCAAGUACCUCUCGUGCCAGUUGUCGUAGCCAAUUAUUCGCACCUCCUCGAUCCGAGCGCUCUUAUCUUUCGUGCCGGCCGGAUACCCAUUAAAGGUAGCGCCCCACUAGUCCUACCUCCAAUCGAGACCAAAAACCUCACCACAGCUGAUGUAGACGCGCUUACGCGUCAGACUCAUGAACUAAUGCGCAUCGAGCUCGAAUCUUUGACUUGCAAAGCACGAGGUCUUCCCAUUCCAAUGUCGUCUCCUCAAAGUGACGACAGAGAACUCGUCAUGGCCAUCAGUGGAACAAACGCGACCCGGUAA